Penicillium taxi is the source of this 903-nucleotide messenger RNA. RefSeq lists its product as uncharacterized. NCBI's taxonomy places the organism in Eukaryota, Fungi, Ascomycota, Eurotiomycetes, Eurotiales, Aspergillaceae. Bases 1 to 903 code for a protein of 300 amino acids. The transcript has a single exon. The record is from RefSeq and is a predicted model, not a curated record.
AUGCCUCACACCAUCACUCUUCACCCAAGAGUAGUACUCCGAAAUGUCGCAGAUGCUCUGAAUUGCCGACAUGAAGAACUUUCGGUGACUCUCCCGGUCCACUCUACUUUGGUGUCAGCUUUAAGAGCUGCCGAGUCGGCCAUCACCGACAUUGAUGAGGAUAUUGCAAUCAUGCCACGAGGUAUACGGGGUCCAAAGCUCCGGGAGCUAGCCAUCUCAAUUCAAUCAUGGGGUAAGAGCUCUACAGAACAGCGAUCAGACGGACGAGAGAUUAGGAGCUCCAUGACACUCCCCGAUGUGAACAUACCUUUUGAGAGAAGGGAAGAAAUCCGCGAAAAGAUUCGCGCAAUGGCUAUCAAAGCCAGAGAUGAAGAGUUCCGAGAGCCAUAUGUGACUCUUCGCGCAGAAACCAUGGAUUCAUAUAUCCCCAUAAUCCGCGCCAACAUAACUCUUCGUGCUAUAGAGAGCGGUGAAGAUGAUCUGAUCGAGAGUUGGGUCAGCAAGGAAAUGAUCUUUGAUACUGGAGCUCACCGUACCAUAAUCAGCGAAGAGGUGCUGUCUCCGAUAUUUCUAGAAUACCUCAAGGAUCCUAUCCAUGAAGAGUAUCGGAGAGAUCAGACCGAAGCAGGGAACGGCAUGACUGUACAGCUGGACGCAGAGAUCCAGUUUAGCAACUGCAUUCUGCCUAUCUCGACGAUAGUGCAGAUCGUUCCUAAAUCCAAAAUACCCAAUCGUUUUGUCGGAAUAUUGCUAGGCCAAGUGGGGGCCAUUGACCGUUUGGGCCUGAGCAUGAAACCUCGACAGAUUCUGGAGGCGAAGGGAGAGCAGGUUCCCGCAAAUGUCUGGGGAGAUAUCAUGAUCGACGAGUACGCAGACCUGUUUGGAGAUCUACAUGUUCUUUGA